CUUUUUUUUUUAAAAAAAGAAAAGUGAUACAAGACAACUUGAGAAGAAUUUGCCCGUAUUUGGAAGUGUGUUUUUGCUAUUGUUGUUUUUAAUGCAAGACAGACUUUAUAUUUUGUUUUGUUUUGUUUUUUUCUCUCUUUUUCAUAAGCUAUGGAAGAUUACGAAACAACCACGACUACAGAUUUACAAGGUCUAUACAAUGAUAUCGAACAUUUGAUAGAUGUUCCCUUUGACCAGUUUACAAAAGAUGUUGAACAAAAGAUUCCUGAAGAAACACCUCAAGAGAAUUAUGCUUUUGAACGCCCCAUUUUGAUUGAAAGUGAUAAUGAUGAUAUUGAAGAAGAACUAUGGACGCCAGAUCAAGCACACUAUGCUAUGUCUACAUGUUAUCGAUGCAAUAAACCCAUACCCUCACUUCAAUCGUCUAGUCUACAAUUAGUAGCUUCAGAAUUGAAUGUAGCUAACAUAUGUGCAGACUGUUUAAACAGAAAACGAACAAGAUCCAGAUCAUUUACAUUGGAUGGAAACAAUGUGUUGACUCAGUUUGCUGAUAAACUAAAGCAAUCCUUUGGCAGUAAUAGUCUCUUGUCUCCUUCAAAGACAGUUAAUCGUCGAAAGAGUAUGCCUUCCAUGAACUCCACUUUUACUGAGCAAUCGCUGGAUGUUCCUAGUCCAACACCCUCUCGACCGAGCAGUCGAGCUUCUUCAUUUAUUGAAGAUGUUAAACAGUUUCUAUCGCCUCUUUCUCGAAAAUCAAGUCGAAAUUCAUUAUAUCAAGACUAUCAAGAUCAAACACCAGAUGGUCCCAAAAAAAAGACGAGCCAUAGCUCAUUGUUUGAUGCUAUCAAUCUAUGCAAACCCAAACAGAAACAAAACACGACGCCUUCUUAUGAACGACGUAUCAUUGGUCUAUUGGAAGACGAUACGACAUGGGCUCAAGAAGACAGUGAAGUAUUCGGUAUUCAUCAAAAACAAUACCAUCAACAAAACCAGGAUCCACUUGUCAGUAAUACUUAUAUACCCCUUCGACGUAAACAGAUCAAACAAAUUGAGUCAAGACAAGAAAGAAUGAAUGUUUAUAAUAAUGCCUACAUCGAAUGCAUGGAAUUACAAACAGACCUUGUGCCUUGGAUUAUUAAGCAAACACAAAAGGGCCCACCCGAUGCUUGGUUUGGUUAUGUUCCUCCUCCAAGAGAACCAAAGAAAUUCAUGGGUCUCUUUAAGCGUAAAUCAAAACAAGUGGAUGGAAACAACCUUCGAGCGCAGCAGCUUCAGUUGGGUGAUGAGCUAUUAAGUAGAACAACACCUUUGUUAAACCGUCAAUACAGCAAUAGUCAACUCUCAGUAUCUCCUGGUGCACAAUCUCCUUUAUAUGAUCUACAAGCAGAUUUUGCUACUUCGCCUGUGAGUCAACAGCCAGAUAUAGAAGAUGAGUCUAUCCAUUCACCCUACAAGCCAGAUCCAAUUCAGCCAGUAUCCAUCUUGAAAAAGAAACCUUCAAGCAGACACGUCUAUCCCCAAGAGAACAGUUUUGAAGACUAUGGACCAGAAGAAAUAGAAGACAUGUAUCAUGAAGCUCCUUAUAAUCAACAAAAGCCACACAGACCAACGCAUGCUGUGGAAGACUACUAUUACCACCAUGAGAAUGUCAGAGGGAGAAAACACAGCGGCAGCUAUAGAAUGGCUGAACAAGAGCAUGUUAACCCACCAAGAAGAAGGCAAAGUUAUCGUUCUCUAGAACAAGACCAUCGUCCAGUGUACGAAAAAGAAAGUCGCUAUUACCGUGAACCACACAGAUCAAGUAGAAGAAGAAGAGAUAGUUUUUAUGAGCACUAUGAUCAUGAAGAAGAAGUUCCUUAUGAUUACUUUGAUUUGCCAGCGCAUCCUGUUCGUCCACCUUCAAGCAGAAGGGUCUCUCCUGCUAGAAACUAUGCUUCCAGACUUGAUUAUUAUAGCUCAGCAGCCAAACAAAACCCUUACAUGAUGGAGGAAUGGGAAGCCACAUUGGAUGAUUUAUGCGACUUGUUUCCUCGAAUGGACCGUCAUUAUAUCAAUGAAUUCCUCAUGUCUGCUCAAGGCGAUUUUUUUAUUGCCAAAAGUAUGAUUAUGGAAAUGAUUAUGAAGAUGCCUUAAAAGAAAGAAUGAUGUAACAUGAGAAAAAUAAAAUUUAUC
Gilbertella persicaria is the source of this 2172-nucleotide messenger RNA. RefSeq lists its product as uncharacterized. The transcript is spliced from 5 exons. The coding region runs from base 151 to 2133 and encodes 660 amino acids. The record is from RefSeq and is a predicted model, not a curated record. Lineage: Eukaryota; Fungi; Mucoromycota; Mucoromycetes; Mucorales; Choanephoraceae.